AAGGUAGCCCGUAAAUCCGCCGAACUUCCGGAUUAAGUAAAUCCGGGAUUUAUGGCAAAAAGAGGGACACGGAGGAUUUAACUCGUGCAGUUUUCUAAAUCCUGUUUGAUUGGAUAACAGCCGCAUAGAGUUCUGAAUAUUUGCCGUUGAUUCAACUAAUUUUUCUGCUGAAUUUCUUGUUUCUCUUUCCCGGCUUUCGCAUAUGAGGAGAAAUCUGGAGCCAGGGUUUGGCCACAACUCGUCCACAAUGAUCGUUGUAAAUACGCCGAGCCAGGAGCUCGCCUUCACCAACUUCGCUUACUGCUCCGCCGGCGAUUUCCGGAAGUUUGAGAUCCGUGGAUCCAACUCUGCUCAGGUUAUCGUUGGAGAUUCUGUGGUUCUUCCCCUUAUUAGCCAUAUCAACGUUAGUGAUGGUCAAAUUGCUCUGAAUUCUGUCCACCGUCGGCACACAAAAGUAUCUGCUGGCGAUCAAAUAUCUGUUAUGCUAUUUUUUCCACCGCCUAAUUUUUCUCUGGCAUUGCUUACUCUUGAGCUGGACUAUGUUAAAGCAAAAGCCAAUAGAAAUGAAGAGUUAGAUGCCGUCGUUCUUGCACAACAUCUUCAGAAGAAGUUUAGUAAUCAGGUUUGAAAAUCCUA
This is a messenger RNA of Dendrobium catenatum, 636 nucleotides long. RefSeq names its product vesicle-fusing ATPase-like. NCBI's taxonomy places the organism in Eukaryota, Viridiplantae, Streptophyta, Magnoliopsida, Asparagales, Orchidaceae. Gene Ontology annotation, biological process: intra-Golgi vesicle-mediated transport; SNARE complex disassembly; Golgi to plasma membrane protein transport. The coding region runs from base 203 to 628 and encodes 141 amino acids. Gene Ontology annotation, molecular function: ATP hydrolysis activity. The record is from RefSeq and is a predicted model, not a curated record. Gene Ontology annotation, cellular component: Golgi stack. The transcript is spliced from 5 exons.